Molecule: messenger RNA, 1561 nt
Organism: Neohortaea acidophila
Lineage: Eukaryota; Fungi; Ascomycota; Dothideomycetes; Mycosphaerellales; Teratosphaeriaceae
Exons: 1
Coding region: 205-1461 (418 amino acids)
Source: RefSeq, a predicted model, not a curated record
AACGCUAAGACUCACCCAAUUCACACCAACCUGGAGCUGUUCAGGCUUCACAGUCUUCAGUAUUCACGACAGUCUGCUCAUCAGAUUGCAACAGUCAACCGUCGAUCUUCUCGAAAGUCCGGCACUGCGAAAUACUGCCGAAGGCUCACCACUCGCAGCUAAGAUCGCCGAACCCGCCGUUACAAUCUUCUCAGAGUCGUCGAAAUGUCCGGCAGAGUCAGACUCACUCAUCAGAGGACGAUGGUAGCUCGUUUACCAUCCGACCGCAUUCGAGCGCUUCUCUACCAGGAUGUGGACGAGUUUCGGAACCAAAGCUUCCAGAACUUUGGGCUCACAGUUUCUAUCCUCUCCACUGCCUCGGCGUGUCAGGUACGGACGCAAGACGGACAGUCCAUCGGCUUCGAUGAAUAUAGCUUCCUGGUCUUUGGCCUUGAAGCGAGGGCGAUGCGAGUUCGUACCACAAAGCAUGGUCGCGCAGAGAUUUGGUACGAUGACAUCUGGUGUAACAUCGCCACAUACCUGGAACAUCUGGAUCUGCCCGUAGAUGAUAUCCACUCCUUCGGCCAGUCCGAGCAUGAAAUGAAGCUAAAGCGUCUCGACCAGCAGCAAAGAUGGUGGACGAUGAAUGGGAGACACUUCCCGCUCACCAAUCUUCCGGCCGAGAUUCGCGAGAUGAUCUAUGCGCAUUGCAUAGGCUCCCAGGUGGAACCGUAUCCAGCCUGCAAAGCAAGACGGCUAGGACCCAACUAUCGAGCAAUCGCCGCUUUACGCCUCGGCAACCCCAACGUCAAUCUGCUGUUCGCCUCUAGGCUCGUAUACGGAGAAGCGAGCAGGGUUCUGUCUAAAUCUGCGACCUUCCGAAUCAGCAUCUUAGGCGUCCUCGACAAGCUACUCCAGAACUCGAUGCAGUCGUCUCGGAUUCGAAGCCUCGAGCUCUCCCUCAGUCAUCGAGCCUUUUUCAACUUGUUUGGAUUGGAAACGGGUGAAAUUCGCUUCGAAACCAGGGCCGCAGCACAUGCGCUAAGAAGCUUGAAACUGGACCAUCUCAAGCUUGGAUUUGCCGCACCCUCACGGACGCUGGGGAUUGAGUGGCUUGAUGACGCUUGUCAGAAGCUGGUGGUGAACAGGAUUCUGGACGCUGCUUGGCCCUUCCUUCGAGGCCAUCCAGUACGGCUCUGCGGUUAUGUCAAGAAGUCGAGCAUUGCUCGGUUUGAUGCCUGGCAAUUAGAGGAGCAUCAAAGGAUCGGACGGUGGCAGAAUCAGCGGACGGCUGCUGGGCUGGAGAAGGGAGAGCUUGCCGACUACUACGCUUGGCUCGAUGAAGAUGAAGGGGGCGCGACUUUGCUGCAUGAGGAUAUCAACGACGAGAUGGCCAAAGAAAGCUGGACUUCGACAGACGCCCCCUUUAUUUGCCGUUGCAAAAAGAGCUGCAGUGAUCGAAUAUGGAGAUUGCGCGACUAAGUAGAUCUGGCGUGCACGAGCGGCUCGGCAGAGCGGUUUGGGAAACACGAUCGGUGUUCCAUGUACUGGAGAUAUAGCGGCAUUAGAUGUCUUGUGCAAU